Funneliformis caledonium is the source of this 467-nucleotide messenger RNA. NCBI's taxonomy places the organism in Eukaryota, Fungi, Glomeromycota, Glomeromycetes, Glomerales, Glomeraceae. The record is from the annotation of a GenBank genome assembly.
AAACAAUUAUAAAGACUACGUUUUCGCUUUGGCUGGAUGGUUGUUUUGACAUGACCAAGGUUUCGACAUCAAGUUACAUUGAAUAUCUUGAACAUUCAACCGGGCUUCUUUUCUGGAGAGAUAUAGUAGAUAUGUUAUGGUUCAUAACAGCUAGUCUUAAUGUUGUUAUUCAUGAAACUUAUCUCAUUCAUGGACAAUUACAUGGAAGAAAUAUCUUAGUUAAAAACGAAGCAGAUUCAAUAGAUACUAGAAUUGCGGAUUAUGGUUUGCACGGUCCGGUUGAUAAACCAUCACAAAAAAUUUAUGGAGUAAUACCUUUUGUUGUUUCGGAAAUUUUUUUAAUGGAAAUACGCCAACAAAGGAAUCUAAAUUUACAGUUUAGGCAUGAUAAAGUGGAUAUUUCAGCCGGUGUAUACCCUUAUUAUGAUUUACAACUUGUUCAAGGAAUCUGCUAUGGAUUAAGGUAA